CCUGGUUGACAGGUUUCUCUGCAAUAGCCAAUGUUUACGUUGAACAAAAACUAUAUUUUACGUUUUAAAAAUGUUAGGAAACCUUAAAGAAUUUAUUUCCGUGGUGCAAGAUGGGCUGACAUCAAACAGCAAUAUACGGCAGACAUUACAAGAAGUGCAGAAAGUGAAAAACAUUUUUAAAGACAGGCAAAAGGGGUCGACUGAAGCUAAAGUGAACUAUGGUGCUGGUGGUGCCUUGUUGGAGAAAUAUCAAGAGGAAUGGGCAGAGUUGCACGAGAACGCGGAUAAGAAUGCUAAGGCAGCUGAUGAAGUUGACAAAUUGAUACUAGAGCUGCAUGAAACUACAAAAGUUAAGUUGCAGACUGCCAACGAGUUCAGCCAAGCAUUGUCCCACUUACCAAACUUGACUGCGAGUGUAGCUCAAUGUAUGGACAGUUUGAGAAACGUACAGACCUUGUUGAAGUCUGUGGAAGAAGAUUUGGUGGAAUUUGAGGAUAUUGUGGAGAGGAGCAAGAUGGAAAGCUGGAAACUUGACCACCAUUAUCAUCUCACUAUGUACAAAGAAAAGAAAAUGGUGGCUUUAGAGAGCAUCCGCAGUGAACUAGCAAAGAAGAACACGGAACAGAGCUUAGAGCGGGAGAGACAGCAGCUAGCCGAGUUCCAGGCGAAGAGAGACCACAGCGCGGUGGCGUUCCAGUGCGACAUGGCCAAGUAUCUCAUCAGUGGGAACGUCCCAUCAGUUGCACCCGCUUCUCCAAUCACUUUAGAGCAAGUACAACUGGAUGAAGAUCCUACAGACCUAGAGAAGUUUCUUGACAGUUGAUGAAAACUAUAAUUUUAAGGUAUGAUGAUGUCACUGAGAGCUUAUGUACCUAUAUGUUUCAAAAAGAGCCUAUUUACCAUUCCAAAGUUAAUAUAAUUAUUGUUGAAUA
This is a messenger RNA of Ostrinia furnacalis (Asian corn borer), 932 nucleotides long. RefSeq names its product dystrobrevin binding protein dysbindin (gene Dysb). The transcript is spliced from 3 exons. Gene Ontology annotation, cellular component: cytoplasm. The coding region runs from base 71 to 823 and encodes 250 amino acids. The record is from RefSeq and is a predicted model, not a curated record. Lineage: Eukaryota; Metazoa; Arthropoda; Insecta; Lepidoptera; Crambidae. Gene Ontology annotation, biological process: negative regulation of protein kinase activity.